This is a messenger RNA of Solea solea (common sole), 2892 nucleotides long. It is a transcript of the gene nt5c2b, whose product is annotated as 5'-nucleotidase, cytosolic IIb. The record is from RefSeq and is a predicted model, not a curated record. Lineage: Eukaryota; Metazoa; Chordata; Actinopteri; Pleuronectiformes; Soleidae. Bases 245 to 1972 code for a protein of 575 amino acids. Gene Ontology annotation, molecular function: 5'-nucleotidase activity. The transcript is spliced from 18 exons.
GCAGAAAGAGAAAGAGAGAGAGAGAGAGCAGAGAAAAGACAGAAGACAGAAGACAGACAGAUAAGGGAAGGGACAUUCAUCUGCUGCCUCACUCCACAGAGUUAACACACCAGGGCUUUUGGCUGCAUCUCUACGCAAGCAAAAACAUUCAUUCAAUUUUUCUGCCCAGGGCGCAUGCUCAAAACCAACGGACAGUGCAGCUGUUUUAACCAGGAGUCCGUAGAGACACUGAACCAUUUUAAAGAUGACCACUUCAUGGAGUGACCGACUGCAGAACUUUGCAGACUUGCCUGCCAACAUGGACAGACUGUCAAUGAAAAAAUACAGGAGAGAGCCCUACCACAGAGUAUUUGUUAACAGAAGUUUGGCCAUGGAGAAGAUUAAGUGCUUUGGCUUUGACAUGGAUUACACUUUAGCAGUGUACAAGUCACCGGAGUACGAGUCACUGGGCUUUGAGCUCACAGUGGAGCGCCUGGUUUCCAUCGGUUACCCCCAGGAGCUGCUCAGCUUUGUGUAUGACCCGUCCUUCCCCACCAGGGGCCUUGUGUUUGAUACCAUAUAUGGAAACCUGUUAAAGGUCGAUGCCUAUGGUAAUAUCCUGGUCUGUGUCCACGGAUUCAACUUCCUGCGAGGCCCCGAGACUCGUGAACGGUACCCAAACAAGUUCAUCCAGAGAGAUGAUACGGAGCGCUUUUAUAUCCUCAACACGCUCUUUAACCUGCCAGAGACCUACCUCUUUGCCUGCCUCGUUGACUUUUUCUCCAACUGUGACAGAUAUGCAAGCUGUGAAACCGGCUUCAAAGAUGGUGAUCUUUUCAUGUCCUAUAAGAGCAUGUUCCAGGACGUCCGCGAUGCCGUUGACUGGGUCCACUUCAAGGGUACUCUGAAGGAAAAGACUGUCGAGAACCUGGAGAAAUAUGUAGUCAAAGAUGGGAAGCUGCCUCUUCUGCUCAGCAGAAUGAAUGAAGUAGCCAAGGUUUUCUUGGCGACUAACAGUGACUACAAAUACACUCAUAAAAUCAUGACCUACCUGUUUGACUUCCCCCAUGGCCCCAAGCCUGGUACCUCCCACCGGCCCUGGCAGUCCUACUUUGACCUGAUCCUGGUCGAUGCCAGGAAGCCGCUCUUCUUCGGGGAGGGUACGGUGCUCAGACAAGUCGACACGACAACAGGGCGUUUAAAGAUUGGAACCUACACUGGACCUCUGCAGCAUGGGAUAGUCUACUCUGGAGGUUCAUCAGACAUUGUGUGCGACCUGCUGGGAGCCAAGGGCAAGGACAUAGUUUACAUCGGGGACCAUAUCUUUGGAGACAUCCUCAAGUCCAAGAAGCGUCAAGGCUGGAGGACGUUCCUGGUCAUACCCGAGUUGGCCCAGGAGCUGCACGUGUGGACGGACAAGAGCUCAUUAUUUGAGGAGCUGCAGGGCCUGGACAUUUUCUUGGCUGAACUUUACAAACAUCUGGACAGCAGCAGUAACGAGAGACCAGACAUCAGCACUCUUCAGAGAAGAGUCAAGAAAGUGACACAUGACAUGGACAUGUGCUACGGCAUGAUGGGAAGCCUCUUCCGCAGCGGAUCCAGACAAACCCUGUUUGCCUCGCAGGUGAUGCGUUACGCCGACCUGUACGCCGCCUCCUUCAUCAACCUCCUCUACUACCCGUUCAGCUACCUCUUCCGAGCGGCUCACGUCCUGAUGCCCCACGAGUCGACGGUUGAGCACACACACGUGGACAUCGACGCCGAGUCGCCGCUGGCCACGCGCAACCGCACCCACUGCAGCGAAUGCAAGGACCUCGAUUGCAAGCGCAACCAGCUGACACGCUCCUUCAGCGAGAUCAAACCCCCCAACCUGUUCCCGCAGACUCCUCAAGAGAUCACCCACUGCCACGACGAGGAUGACGACGAGGAGGAGGAGGAGGAGGAGGAGGAAGAAGAAGAAGAAGAAGAAGAAGAAGAAGAAGAGGAGGAGUAAUAUGGCGGGAAACGGAGAGGAGAGCCAUGUUCCUGCUUCUGCCUUCAUGUUUUCCACUUGAGUCAGGUAGUGAUGUCUCUCUCUCUCUCUCUGUGAGUGAGAAUUAACAUCUCCAGUGUGUGUGUGUGUGUGUGUGUGUGUGUGUGUGUUUACUGUAACAGUGCUGUAUGCACACACACACACACACACACACACAUAUAUAUAUACUGGAGAUUUUUGUGAGGGAAAGUGUAACAAGGACCAGUAGUGAGACAGAUUGUUGCAUUCUGGGUCCUCAAAAAUCAAACUUUUUCCUCCAGCUUCAUUGUGAUAAUUGAUUUGAUUCCUGUAUUAUUUCCCGGUCAGACAGACAGACAGACAGACAGACAGACAGACAGACAGACAGACAGACAGAACACGCAAGUACAUGUUCACUUUAAUCCCCUCCAGACUUUGACAGUGAACUGUGUUGUCACUGCCUCUGUGGACACAGUAAACAAACACUUAACAGUUCUCAGUGUUGGAGGAGGAAAAAAGAAAAUAUAUGCACAUACUGUAUAAAAGUAGAAUUUUUUUUAUGCAAUAUGGGAACAAUGGUUGUUUUUUUUCAUGUUUUCUUUCAUUUAUUUUGUCCAUUUUCUUGUCAUGACAGAGGAGUCAUUUGUUCCAUCUUGUAAUUGCGUGUGUGUGUGUGUGUGUGUGUAUAGACUCACACUGUAGCAUCCUGAGUGACAGUGAGCUACAGAUCAGCUGGAUUAUAAGCUGAAGCACAGGAGCACUGAAGCACAAGCAGGUGCCAAAUCCAUUAAAUCAUCAUCAGAUGCAAAUUUUUUUAUGUUUAGAGAACAUGUGGCACACAAAGUGAUAUUCUGUCACCUAGCAACAACGAGGGCAGAUGCAACUGUGUAAAAUAAAUGCCAACAGUCUCUAUGGCAACCCCA